GCUGUCGGCUUUGCAGCUAGCGAUGCAGUGUGGUGCUCGCUGCUUGCGCAGGUGGUCAGUUGCAAUGUGGAGGGUGCUGCAACGCUUCAGCUGUGUGUGAUAGCGACCACAGGCCGAGCGAGCAGAGGACACGCGUAAGCAGCAUAAUCAGCUAGCGGUAAGUCACUUAGAACACGCUUUUGCUGGCCACGCACGGCCUCCCUGCUGCAUACACCGUGCCAUUGCUCACGCGCAUCAAAGCCUGUCUCAAGCGUAGAGUCGGCUGCGGUUGCAACUCUUCGCAUAUACAGAGUAAUCUCGUGCUCUCACAACUUUCAGAGAGCAGACGCCUGCUAGAGCGCCGUACGCCAUCGACGCGUCGCUGCAGGAUCUCUCACAAGCACAAACAUGGGCGCGGCACAAUCUGGUCCCAUGUCGGGACAGCUGCGAGUCGCGAUAGCGGCCGGCUACGCGGUCCUGCUCGCCGUGAACGGUAUUUUCGGCAGCGGCGCCUUCGGCGUGCCGACGAACGCGGAAGUGAGCGACGCCUACCCGACGAACGUGACGCCAGCGGGCCUGACAUUCGCGGUGUGGGGCCCCAUCUUCCUCCUGCAGGGCGCCGGCACGGUACUCAUGGCCGCCGGGAAAGCUCCAACGCUCGGCGCCAAAGUAGCCCCGCUCUGGCUCACGACGUGGGCCUUCGAGUGUGCCUGGCAGCUGGUCUUUGCAAACGCGCCGCUGGAAGACGGCAAGGCCUCCGGCACCACGUCACAAAAAUUGGCGAUCUUCGUGCCGAGCUUUUUUUUACUGGCGGGCGGCUUCGCUUCUAUGAUCAGAGCUGGCACGUUAAUCAAGGGCGGCACGGCCGCAGAAUCAUUGCUCGUCGCGCUACCCACCGGCAUCAACGCGGCCUGGCUCGCGGCGGCUACCGGAAUUGGAUUCACACUCGUCGCGCAGAAUACAGCGGCGACGCUGGCGUCGCCGGAGGCGGGAGCGGUGUUGCUCGGCGGCGUCGUGGCGGGCGCGUGCUACGCCGUCCCCAUGUUCCUCGGGCGGUCCGCAGCGCUCGGUUUGGGCUACGGCGCGGCGACGUGCUGGGCGUGCUUCGGCAUGACCAAGGGCGAUUCGCCCCAGGUCGUCAAGGACGUGGCCACCUAUGGCGGCUACCUCGUCGCCGUCGUGUCGGCCGCGGCGCUCAUGCGGCCGCGCCCCCCUCCGCCGGCGGACGGCCUCCUCUCCUCGGAGGCGCCCAAGCGCGGUGGGUCCGUCUAGAGGCGCGUCGCGUGAUCAUCAAGUAAAGUUUGUUUGCAAGUAUCCGUGGAGUCAUAUGCGGCGGCGUGACGGCGUCCUCCGAGUCGGCGACACGCACCCCCGGGAACGCCACCGACGCGAACACGCACAAAAA
Pelagomonas calceolata is the source of this 1384-nucleotide messenger RNA. NCBI's taxonomy places the organism in Eukaryota, Pelagophyceae, Pelagomonadales, Pelagomonadaceae. The record is from the annotation of a GenBank genome assembly.